Molecule: messenger RNA, 2483 nt
Organism: Drosophila mojavensis
Lineage: Eukaryota; Metazoa; Arthropoda; Insecta; Diptera; Drosophilidae
Exons: 7
Coding region: 426-1610 (394 amino acids)
Source: RefSeq, a predicted model, not a curated record
CGCCGCCUCAGUGUCUGAGCAACUGCCUCGAGCUGCGGUUCGUGUUCCUCGUGCCUCGCGUGAUUUUCGUUUCAUUUGUUUGUUUGCUUCGAUACGACAACACAACGAAUCGGUUUUGUUUUUCCAACGCUUGAGCGCAUUUAUGCAAAUGUUAGAUACGACAUUAUCUUAGCUGCUAUAAAAAUCGCAUAAAAACUAAACGAAUGUGGCAAAUAAAAUUUCAAAAUUGAUGUGAAUUCAAGAUAAAUCACAUAUUUCUUAUGCCUUACAUAUGUAAUCCAGACAACUGAAGCAGUGCGUAAAUUAAAUGCGAAAAAUACAUACUGUGGAUUGUGUACAAUAAGUGUUUAAUCGAGCAUAUGUAUAUCGUGUUAUAUAUCGUGUAUAUUGCAAUAAAAAUACGAACAACCAAAUAAAAUGCCAGCAUGGAGCUGAUAAGCAAAUACAAACAGAGAAAGCUAACAACGGGCGAUGUGCGCAAUCUAAAUCAUAUUGUUAUAUGUCUCAUGGUGCUGGUGGCGAUCUUUUCGAUUAUCUGGAGCGUUUCCUUGCACAUGUUGUCGGGCGAUUUCAAUGCGGGAAUCAUUAGUGCCAAAAUAACGUUUAAGGAUCGCGACUUUGACCAACUGAAUGCGAAGAGCAAGGAGAUUAUCAAACAGGAUCUGCAGAAUCUAGGACAACUGUCGUAUGAAUACGAAGAAACGCCGCAACCGUUGAAGAGCGACAGCCAAACUAAGAAGCCAAAAUACAAAUUCGAACAUAUCUACGAGACUAAGGACAAUGCGCCACUGCUAGCGCGUUUGGUCAGCGAUCAGGAGCGAGCGCCGGAGGAUGUAACAACCACAACAAAUGAGCCACCCAAGAUUGUGCCGAAUGCUGAAGCGGAUCUCAAAUUUCUGUCUAGCCAGUCUAUAGACCAACAUGGAACUCGCUGGAGUCGUGGCAUUGGCGCUCAAUUUGUUUACGCCUUUCCAGUGAUAUCGGAAAUUGUGGCCAUUAUCUGGACGGCCAUGUGUCUCAUCUAUCAAACGGGCAGCAAGAAAACAUCUGUCCUGCCAAAACCGUGGCGCAUUGUCGUGCCCUCCAUAUUGAUCUUCUCGCUGAUGAGCCUGGGCAGCGCAGCAUAUACGAUACUGACCAAUGGCUAUCUGCGCCGGCUGUGCGGGCAAUUGCGGCAGAGUCUCACUAAUCCACUGGCCAUUAGCUGUGGAGAUGCCAUUGCUCUGCUGCGACCGCGCAUUCACGAGCACAGCAUCUCGCAUGAUGCAUAUCUGGAUCUGUUUCGGUGCAGCUACAUCAUCAGUAUGGUCUUGUGGUUCCUGGCCCUGCUGAUCAUGGUGCUGCGCUAUGUGCUCGCCAUCGAUUUUCAGCUGGUUGACAUUGAGGACAUGUUCGAUCGACCGCUGCAGCCGGUCUAUACGGAGGUGCAGCAAAGCAGUCCACAGCACAAGCAGCAGCUGAGGCCUAGGUCCGAGGAUGAUUUUCAGAGCGCCAAGUCACGACUCAGCGAUAUCACAGUGCCGCUGCUCGAUGCGAAGACCCACGAACAACAACAACAACAACAACAGCAACAACAACAACAACAAAUACACUUGACAACUGUCGCCUAAGCCUUGACUUUGUCACAAGCAAAAGCACAUCAGAAAUCUCAGGUUUAUUUUUAUACGAUUCUUUUAGCGAACAAAGCAGAGUUUCAAAGGGCGGAACUAGAAGAGAUUAAGCAAGAAGAGCUAGCUUCGGCCAGCCGAAGCUUAAAUAUUCUUGCAGAAGCCAAAGUUUCUUAUUUUACCUAUUUGGGAAUUAUAAAAGUAAUAUCAACUACCCUAUCUAACUGCCAAAAUGAGAUAAGCUUUCUUUAUCACGUAAGCCCUCAUGUAUGAGCAUCUUAUCAGUAGUGAAAUAUUAUCUCACGUUUGUUGUUAUAGAAGCAAUCAACUCUUAAUUGAAAUUUUGUAUUGCUUUCAAAACAAAAGGCAGAAAAUAUAAUAUACAAUUGCGAAACUUCAAAUUGAAGCAAUGUAUAUAGUCUCAGUUAUAUGAUCUACCACUCCACUGUUGUUGGGGUUAUUAAAUAUAAACUCUUGCAUCAAAAUUUUGUAUAGGUAAACUCAUGCACCAAGGAUUUUCCCGAUCGCUUUGAGUGUCUUUUAUAGCUCGUCAGUUUAGUAGGGAGAAUUCGAUGUACAAGAUUUGAGUACAAAAAUUUUAUUAGCUUAAAUAUAUUUAGCACGAUCUGAAAAUAUUUUAUUUAUAUACUGGAAUCACAAAAAGUUUCCCAAAAAAAACGAUGUUUUGGUUAUAUGUAAAUUUGUUUUCCAAAGAAAAAUUACUUCCGAUCGAUAACUCACUAAGACUCGGAUAAUGACUCAAUGAACCCAUGAUCAUGGCAUAAAUAUUUUUCUACCUUAGAUUACAUAUUCUUCUCUCCUUCAACCACAUAAUUCUCUGCAAGAAUAUUACAAAGGUUCUCUAUUUGCUGAAAU